Molecule: messenger RNA, 7946 nt
Organism: Leucoraja erinaceus (little skate)
Lineage: Eukaryota; Metazoa; Chordata; Chondrichthyes; Rajiformes; Rajidae
Gene: crebrf
Product: creb3 regulatory factor
Exons: 9
Coding region: 507-2405 (632 amino acids)
Biological process (GO): regulation of transcription by RNA polymerase II; response to unfolded protein
Cellular component (GO): nucleus
Molecular function (GO): RNA polymerase II transcription regulatory region sequence-specific DNA binding; DNA-binding transcription factor activity, RNA polymerase II-specific
Source: RefSeq, a predicted model, not a curated record
UUUGUGUUGGUCGCCAUGUUAGAAACAGGGCAGAGAAAUAGAAUGUGAGGCCAGGCCCGUCGCCCGAAGCCAGCUGAGAGAGACUGGCAGCUGCCCCAAACGGGCCUUGGGCUUUGUAAGAGUGAAGAAGCCAUAAGUUCCGGCGGUUUUUGUUCCUUGUGGUGUCGAUGGACCAGGGAACCCGCCCACCAACCGUUAUGUAAACACAUGGCGAUAUUUUGUUUGUGUCUACAGCUGAUUGAGGGGGUUCACUUGGGAAAAAAACCCUACUCAUUCUGUGUUUUAACGUGUGGCUAAGUCAAACGGCGACUUUUCUAUUGUCGUUCAUUUCUAUCUUGGCUUGUGAGUUAAAAAAUAUAUUUCCAGGAGAAACUUCAAAACAUUGAAUUUUGUGUACUGAGGUUGACACAUUUGUACAUCACUUCAACUAUUUAGUCAAACUGGAAACGACUCCACCAACACAACAGGAAACAUUUCUCUUGGAUAAAGCAGAUGUGGGUUUGGGAAUGCCGCAGCCCAAUGUUAGUGGAAUGGAUCCUCCACUUGGGGAUGCCUUUCGAAAUCGCACAUUUUCAGAUCAGGCCUUAACCAGCACGGAUUUGUUGGGGAAUAAUUCGGAACCUGAUUUCAUAUAUGAACUGGAUAGAGAAAUGACUUGCACUUACAGCUCUAGAGAUGAUCCCGUUACUUUGCAAGAGUGUAAAGACAUGGAUAUUUUAGAGCCUUUAAAUGAGCUACUAGAUUCGGAUCCCUCCUAUACUUCAAACUGGGAGCAAUGGGACGCAUGCUGGGAAGACUUAACAAAAUAUACCAAAUUAACUAGCUAUGAUAUUUGGGGAACCAAGGAAGUGGAUUUCCUUGGGCUUGAUGAUUUUUCCAGUCCAUACCAAAAUGAAGAGGUCAUCAGCAGAACUCCUACGUUGGCACAGCUAAAUUGUGAAGAUUCACAACCUGUUUUAGAUUCAUUAUAUCAUCCCGAUUUAUUAAAAAGUUUAAAUCAGAAUUCAUUAACCUCUUCUCUGGCUGGUAAAAAACUUGCUGCAAAUAGGGCAAUGCCGCCAGUAUCAUCUGCCAGAAGUCCCUGUUUAGAUGCCUGCUUGCCUGAGACAACACAAAAGAUAGCCAGAUCAAUAACUACAAAUGCAUCUGUGGACAACAGCAACAAACCACAGACUCUAAACUGCAAAAUAGGUUCUGUUCUUGUGGAUAACAAAGACUUUGUUAAGAAAGCUAAAGUCUGGAUUAAUCCCAUCUCACCUGGUAAAUCAACCUUGGGUGCAACCCAAGUUAUCCAUAGGGACUUGCCAGAUAAUUCCUGUUGUAGUGAUAUUGGAGCAACGGCCAGGAAACUGGAGAAAAAAAGUACAGAAACUCUAUACGCAAGUAAAGUAACCACAGUAUUCAAAGAAAGUAAUGACUUGUAUACUCCAACUGAAACAGUUCAAAUGGUAUCACCACCUGUUUCUGAUCACACGCAGAAAAAGGAAGAGCAUAAUUAUUCUUUGUUUGUUUCUGAUGGUGUGAAUGAAAAGUCCCCUAGUAUUGAACAGGAGGCUGAAGAUGACGAUGAGGAUGAAGAUGAUGAUGAGGACCAUGAUGAAGGAUUUGGUAGUGAGCAUGAGUACAGUGAUAAUGACGAAGAUGAAGAUGAUGAAGAGGAGGAAGACAAGGAUGAUGAUAUCAGCGACACCUUCUCUGAACCAGGCUAUGAAAAUGACACAGCAGAUGAUAUGAAAGACUCAUUAACUGGCGUUUCCAGAAAAAGAAGCAAAAGAAGAUAUUUCUGGGAAUACAGUGAACAACUGAUUCCACCACCUAAACAAGAUCGAAUGUUAAAGCCUUCUGAAUGGGAUAGAGAUACGUUGCCCAGUAAUAUGUAUCAGAAAAAUGGAUUACAGCAUGGAAAAUAUUUAGUGAAGAAAUCACGCAGAACAGAUGUUGAAGAUUUGACUCCAAAUCCAAGAAAGUUACUACAGAUUGGAAAUGAACUUAGAAAAUUAAACAAGGUGAUUAGUGAUCUGACACCUGUAAGUGAACUGCCAUUAACUGCCAGGCCAAGAUCCAGAAAAGAGAAGAACAAACUAGCAUCCAGGGCUUGUCGCCUAAAGAAAAAGGCACAAUAUGAAGCUAAUAAAGUAAAGCUGUGGGGUCUCAACACAGAAUAUGAUCACCUGCUUUAUGUGAUUAACUCAAUUAAACAAGAUAUAGUAAGCCGUAUACAGAAUCAGGGGGAAAAGGAAGGCAACAGCAUGCUAGAAAAGCUUGAAAAUCUUUUAAACAAAACACUGGGGACAAUGGUAGCUGGACAAACAUCUGACUUUGUCAACCAAGUGUUGGAAAAAACAGGAGAAGGGGACCCAACAGGUGGCCUUGAAGGUCUUCGAGUCCCUACAUCAAAAGCAUAACGUGCCAUCCUCUGUCCAAAACAGCUUCAGCCUAUAAUUACAUAUCUGCCAUUUCUGUGAUAAAUGUUUGAUUCAUUAUAAAAAGUGACAGUUUGUUAGUUGUGUGAGGGCUGCUUUAAAAAGAUAGGUGGAAACUUGUGUUGAUACAGAGUUCUGGAAAAAGGAAUGCUCUUUAUAGAUAUGGUUAUGUGCUCAGGUACUAGAAGGUAAAUUUUACUUACCUAUUUUUGAAAUGACCUAGUGAUUGAUGUGUUCUAAUAUGUUGGUUGAAACUUAUGUUAAGUUUCAGGAGAGAUAUGGAUGCAGUGGUUGAAUCAAGAAAUCAAAAAAAAUAUUAUUUGUAGUUCCUUAUAGAGUUAACAGCUGUUGCUGAUUUUCUUCCAUUAACACCAUUACUAUAUAUUCUUUUUGUAUAUAUUCUUGUAUUAUUAAGUAUGCGUUAACUAGUUCAUAUAGUAAAUUACAUGGCCUCUUCAGACAUUGCAUUAGUAUUUAAGUUUCAGAAAGGAGUAAUAUUCUUUGUGCCUUGUAUUUAAAAUGAAAGAAAAGAUGUAAGGUAAUGGAUGUACAGUGGGUAAAUUUUAUGGAUUUUCAAAGUAUUUGUUUAUUUUCACUCUUUGGCUGUUUAAACCAUUAUGAAUGUAUAUAAGAAUAUUUCAACGAUGUAGAUAUAUAUGCCACAGAGUCUGUAUUGUAUAAAGAUGGUUAUUGAAACAAGGGUUUCGGUACUUUUCAGAAAUAUUUGCACACUAUUUUGUACCAAAGAUAAAUGCAAUUAUUUGGCAUAAUGCCAGUGAAGUAAAGUUUUGCACAGCUUACACUGAUACAAAAUUGAAUGUAAUCAGGGUUGGGUUAGGGUUUUACGAGAACUGUGAAAUAUGUUGUGUGGGUCCAAAUAUCCACGGAAAGAGGAUGCAAGUACACUUUCUAAGAUUUUGAUCCUGUAAGCUUCUAGAAAAUCAGAUAUUGAAAGAUUAUAGGCUCAUAUCUUCUGCAUAGCGAAAGAAUGUAAUUUAUAAAUAGAUUUGUGUUAACAUUUCAGUGUAUUAUAGUGGCUUGCAGUUGUUACAUUAAAAAAAGAUUAAAAAGCAUGUAUGUGGUACACUCUUGAAACAAAGGCAAAUAACCAAAAUUUAAUUUUAAACUAUUUGUACAAUUGUAUAAAUGUACAUUGCCUACCGAUACUAAAAUUCCUCAGUUGCCACCUUUUGCAUUUAAUGUAGUAACGUGCAUGUCAAAUUUCUAAAUGUUACUUGAUAGGAUGUAAAAAGUACUUCUAAAGCUAUAUAUUUUUGUAUUUUCAAUUAGGUAACCAAAAUAGAUAUUGUUAAAGGUAAAUAUAUGAAUACAGUUGAUCUUAUUUGUUUGUUUCUGUAGCUUUUCAAUUAAGACAUUAUAAAAGAUCAACUUGGGUUUCAGUUUUUAUUUUGAAUAAGCAUUAGUUGUAACUGGAUUGAAAAGUUGUGUCACUUUGGUAAGUCAUAGUUCCAAAAGGAUGCUUCACAGUUAUUGACUUCAUUAAUUGUGAACAACUGAUGGCUGAGAGUUAUUGUCAAAUUUAGUGUUAACAUCCAAGCUAUAUGCCAUUGGCAGCCUGUUGAAGUGCAGUUUGAUUUUGAUUAGCAGUGUUUCUCUGUAAAUAAAGAUAGCUUGUUCAUUGAUGAUAUUUUACUUUACGGAUAUUAGAAUUGCACUUUUGUCAUCAUUGCAUUUGUAUUCCUGCCAUUUGCUGCUACUCCUGACCUGUAAGAAUGCUACAUUGAUACUUGAUUUAUACCUGUUAGUAAAAUGUACAGUUACACAUGGGCAACAAGAUGAAAGCAAGCUGUGCAGCUUUACAUUUUACCAGGGGACUCUGUGGCACUAAACAGUCUAAAAAUGGUUAUAAUUUGAUGCCAGUAAUAUCUUGCUUCCUUUUUUCAUGAAAUAUUUUAAUGUAUGCUAAUAUAUAUAAAAAAUAACCUUAUAAAAAGAGAAAUGUAUAAUGUUCUAUUUGGAAUUUUUGAUAUAUUGAGCAUGUUCAGUGUUCUUGGAAUGAUUGGUUUAUCCUUGUCAUAAGUUUUGGAACAACAGAUCUGUGAAACUAUCUCCAGUCAUAAAGUACCCUGUAGGACUGAAUAGCUAUAUUUUAUAACUUUAAAUAUAUUUAGUCCUAUUUUCAGACCCUAUCUGUUUUUUCAAAACUCUUUUUCCUGGCCCAAUUGCAACAGUUUUAAAAUGCAGUGCUGAGCUGUACAUGUCACUAAAUCAGCAAUUUGGAUAAAUCAGAUUGAUAACGUUCAUUUAAUAUUUUCAUUUUGUAAACUGGAUUUUUAAUGUGUGGUGAAAGAACCAUCUAUUCUAAAUUUGAAAAAAAGUCAAAAGCUGGCAACAAAGUCAGUGGAAGUAGUUUGAAGAAAUGUUUACGAACUAAAAGUAGGAGUAGGUCAUUCAGUUCUUCAUGCCUGGUCUGCUAUUCUUUUACCUCAGUGCCCCUUUCUUGCACUAAUCCAAAAUCCGUUUAUAUCCUUAAUAACCAAAAAUCUAGCGAUUUCUGCCGAAAAUACUCUGCCUCCACCACCCUUUUGCGAAGAGAAUUCCAAAGAUUCACUAUCCUCUGGAUAAAGAAGAUUUUUUUCCUCAUAUCAGUCCUAAGUGGCUGACUUGUCACCCUUGCUUCUAUACAUUUCUGCUGGGGUAAUAUUAUCUUGUGGAGCUCUGAAGAAGUUUGUGUUUCAUUGAAAUCACCUCUUACUCUUCUGAGCUUGAAAAUAUAGGCCAAGCUGAGACCUGACUGGUGCACAACAUUCUGGGUGCAUCACAUUAAGACAUUUUUACCCGGUACUCAAUUAAUUUUGCGAUAAACGAUGACAUAUUCGUAGCCUUCCUAAUUUCAUGCUUCUGCUGCCUUUUAAUUUGAAGUGUACAAAGACACGCAGGUCUCUGAAAUUCUUAAAUCUUUUAACAUUUAAACAAGUUUUCAGCCUUUCUGUGUUCUCGACCCAAGUGAAUGACCUAUUUUUUUUAUUACAGUUUCAUAAUCCAUUUACCAUGUACUUGCCAGUUGAGUCUUGAAACCCCUUACAAAUUAUACAAAUUAUGCCUGGCUUGGAUAUAUCACACUCUGCCUUCCAGCCAUAAAUAUAAAUGGUGAACUGCUCGGGCACCUGCACUGCCGCUUGCAACACCUCGUUAGUCAGUGCCUCCUAACUUGAAAAUAACCUGUUUAUUCCCACACUGUUUUUGUUAGUUAACAAAUCCUCAAUCAAAAAUGAUUUAACUGUUUAAAUUAACCCCCUAUGGCAUUUGCCGAAGUCCUUCUAAAACUACUCACAUCUCUGGUUUUCUUCUUGCUUAUCCUAUGCAUUACACCUUUAACAAAACUCAACAGAUUUGUCAGAUGUGAUUAGCCUUUACGCCUUAACAAAAUGUAUCCUCAAACUGUUGCCAUGUACAAUUUUAGAACAGUGUUCACAAAAUAGUGUUGGAAUUUUGAUGUUGGAAACUAUUAAGAAUAGUUGAGGUGUUGUUGUUUUAAUAGUGAAUAUGUUCAAAUAUAAACAAUAACUGCCAGUAUGACGCCCACUUAAUGCUUCUUGAUGAAAUUAGAUGUGGGUGUUCCAAAGCAACCUAACUUUGAAGGUAUAUUCCCUGUUUGAUUGCAUUCAAUUUUACUCAUUAGUUGUUUCAAAAUUUCAUAAUUUACUAAGAAUGGUAGCAUUGCUCAUAUUGAUCAGCUAUUUAGAUGUUAUUAUAUUUCCAUUCUAUAUUGCAAAUUUUAAGUAUAUAAGACCCACAGAAUGCAACAUACUUAGCAUGAGUAUUUUGUUUUGACAUACAUUUCACUUGCACAAGUAUCUCGUGAUUAAUUAGAUCAUUCCUCAUUCACUUUAUAAUUCAGGAUUUAUUGUUGAAAAUGUAUUUAUCUUUUUCAAAACUAUUCUAUUCUCACCCAAUUUAUUUUAUUAAAAUAUUCCAACAAAUUUAAUUAUAUAAACAUUUUAAGAAAAUCUGUGCCCGUAUAAACAUUUUUUUGCCAGACGUACGUUUGCCAUAACCAUGUCAAUGAAUAUGUAACAAUUUAACAAUAUGUUUUGUAUGUACCAUUAAAUUAAAGCUCUUCAAUGAAUGCACUAAACAAAUAUACACUUGGUCAAAGUUAACAGGUCUGUUGUUUCCAAUACAAAGAUGCUUAUCUACUUUAAAAGAAAAUGUGUUUGAUACACAAUAUAUAUUUAGUAGUAGCACAAUAGAUUAUAAGUUUGAAAUCCUGAACAUCUAUGCAGUUGUCUUCCAUUCUCAAGUUAAGUAAGUGCUCACUUUACAAGACAUUUGGAACUUCUGUCUGCUUUAAAUUCUAGCUAGAAUUCAUCUUGAGUAAAGAAUAUUAAAUUGAACUACUGGCUAAUUUACUACUGUCAUUUGUUUUUGUUUCAUUCAUACCAUUUUCAUUCCUGCAACAUCAUUAUCUGGUGUCUUACUGAAAGUGGAUAUAGGAUGUGGAAGUGUCAUUAUUGUUGAUUUCCAUUGAAUGAGUUAAAAAAAACUUAAUGAUAUAUAAUCUUCAAAUACACAAAAAUUAUACUGAAUCGUAAUUUUAUUCAUUGUACAUUCUGACAUCCAUGGGACCCUAUGUUUAACAAAGAUAUGUAAUGUUCAUUGCUACAAUGUACUGAAGAAAAUGAGAUGAUGAAAAAUUAUUUGUAAAAUGCUUAUUGGCUUUUUAAGAAAAUAAUUUCAAUGGGAUAUUUGAAUUUGAUUAUUACUGCUGUUGUAUCUCGCCACAAAAUAGUAUACAUAUUGCACUUGGAAUUUGCAUCAAUUUAAAUAUUAGUGAAAUGUACAGUAUAAUAUGUACAUAAGUAUUUUUACAUUUGGGAGACUUUUUUAAUUAGGCCUGUUUGGUACCAGCAUUGUGUUUAAGGAAGUUAUGACACCAGUAACUAUUCCAUAUCUUAUUUGAAUAAAGCACUUUAAUACAUUCAUGAUAUAAUAGCAGAAGAGACUAAUCUGGGCCAGCAGUUUGAGGUUGCUAGAAUUAUUAUUCUCAGUACCGUACCUAUUGAAUAUAUAGUACUAAAUGUCUUCUGCAACUUUAGAACACUAAUAUUUCCACCUCAAACACAAUUCUUAAUGUCACAUCCUCAUUCAAUUCACUGGUUAAUAUUUUUUUAUAAUAGGAUUUUGCUAUAUGUUUUGUUACUGGAUUUGAAAGGGGAACUGUUCUGAGUUUCUUCCUCUUUAUUCCAUGGUAACUUUUUUCAUGUUCACAAUAUAAUACCACAAAUUAGAUUUCUGCAUUCACUUCAUGUAUAUUAAUUUGGUUCCUAUUACAAUAAUCUAUACUUGUCCCUGUCAUGCAAUCCAGAGCUCACUGCAAUUUAUUCUUCAAAUGAAUAUUAACCAUCAUAGCACUAUAUAUUUAAUAUCUCAAAAGAAAGGGUGAUCACUCCAAAUUAUAUCAAUUUUAAUUUUGAACAAUCUUGGUAACUGAUUACCAUUUUCAUAUAAUUAUUCAUGGACACAAUUAUGUCACGUGAAAACAUCAUUUUUUUUUCCCCC